Saxophila tyrrhenica is the source of this 738-nucleotide messenger RNA. RefSeq lists its product as uncharacterized. Gene Ontology annotation, molecular function: protein binding. The transcript is spliced from 4 exons. NCBI's taxonomy places the organism in Eukaryota, Fungi, Ascomycota, Dothideomycetes, Mycosphaerellales, Extremaceae. Bases 1 to 738 code for a protein of 245 amino acids. The record is from RefSeq and is a predicted model, not a curated record.
AUGCCCGACCCCUCUCCAACAGCGACCGCCGGGAUAGCACCACCAGCUGACGGCAGUGACAUAUCAAAAUACUUCGAUUUUGCGGAGAACUCGGACGUCACCGUCAAGUUCGGCGGCGGCCAUGAGCUCAAAGCGCACAAGAAAUUCCUCGCACUCAAGUCCAAUUUUUUCAACGCAGCGUUCAACAGAAGAGAGUACCAGUUCUACAGCAACGAGCUCAUGCUCCACGAGGACGACCCGCAUGCUAUCAAAGGACUCAUUGCGUGGAUAUAUUGCCUGCACGACGACGGCUGCGGCACCUACAAGCUGCUCAGCGACAAUGCCAACUGGAACUACCUCUACAAGAUCAGGCCGAAUGUAGAAGGCGUUCGCUACGCGAAGUACAUCGUCGACCUCUUUGUCGUAGCCAACAAGUACAUGGUGCAGACUCUUCUCGAGGAAGUAUUGCCACGUGGAGACGAUGAAUACGUCACGCGCGGCCGCAACUAUCAGUUCAGGUUGGCGCUUCAUUGGCUGUGGCUAAAGACGCUGCGGGAACCAACAGACAAAAAGUAUCCUGGACCGCUAGACGAAGUCGCUCGAUACGUCUACGUGGACCACGCAGAUUCUGCUGAAGAGCUCCGACCAGAGAUUGUUGGCUGCAUCAACCAGCACAUGGCGCACUUCAGGGGCUCGAAAGAGGCACAAGAGAAGUUUCAGAAUCUGAUGAGUUGUCUGUCCGUUAGGGCUCGAGACUAG